Molecule: messenger RNA, 1240 nt
Organism: Ixodes scapularis (black-legged tick)
Lineage: Eukaryota; Metazoa; Arthropoda; Arachnida; Ixodida; Ixodidae
Product: lysosomal acid lipase/cholesteryl ester hydrolase
Exons: 9
Coding region: 1-1236 (411 amino acids)
Biological process (GO): lipid metabolic process
Molecular function (GO): hydrolase activity, acting on ester bonds
Source: RefSeq, a predicted model, not a curated record
AUGACGUCAUCGGUGCUCGCGCAGCUCAUUCCCGGUUUGGUGCUGACUAGUGUGCGGGCGGCAGUGAAUGUGACGACGAGUUUCACUGGCAUCGGCUACGACGACUCCAAGCUGUGCACCGACAUCAGCGGUCUCAUCAAGGGAGAAGGGUACCCGUUCGAACGGCAUGACGUGGUAACCAGGGAUGGCUAUAUCAUCGAGAUGCACCGCAUCCCACGGGGUCGAGCACCCUGUCCGGAACCCUGCAAGAGAGAACCCAUCUUCGUCAUGACCGGACUACUCGCCGACUCGGCCUCUUUUGUCCUCGACUUCCCCAAGCAAUCACUGGGAUACGUCCUGGCCGACAACAAGUACGACGUCUGGCUGGGCAACACGCGAGGAAAUACGUACGGCAAACGUCACAAGAGAUACAGCCCCAAAUCGAGACGGUUCUGGAACUUCUCGUUUCACGAGCACGCCAAGUACGAUGCCCCGGCUCAGAUCGACUACAUCCUGAACGUGACGAACAGGAAGAGUCUUCUCUACGUCGGCUUGUCUCAGGGCACCCUCAUGUUCUUCACGAUGAUGUCCGAGAAGCCAGAGUACAACGACAAGGUGAAGGCGUUUGCGGGGCUGGCGCCAUUCAACAAACUGGCCCACAUGAUCGUGCCGCCGCUGGAACUCGCUGCACCAUUCGCGGAAUCGUUCCUGCGCGCCGUCAAUGCGGCGGGACAGUACGAAGUGUUGGCCCAGGGUUCUCCCUUCAUGCCCAUCGCCCGAAGAUUUUGCUCGCUCAUUACAAGUAGAAUCGUCUGUUCGUUGAUCGGGGACACCCUUACGAACUAUGGAAGCAGGUACAUUAACGAGACUCGGACGCCACUAUACCUCUGCCACGUUCCUGCUGGGACCUCGAUGAAGAACAUCAUUCACUUUGACCAGUUGGUGAAGUCAAAAAAGCCGCAGAAGUUCGACUACGGCGAAGAAAUCAACCAAGAAUAUUACGGCCAGCGGAGACCCCCGCUCUACAAGCUGGCCAACGUCAAGACGGACGUGGGCAUCUUCUGGAGCAAGGGCGACGAGUUCGUGCCCCCGGAAAACGUGAAGAUACUCAUAAAAGAGUUAGGGCCCCGCGUCAAAAAGAACCACUACAUCGACGACCCGUACUACACGCACCUCCACUUCGCCAUUGCGCUCGUCAACCCGAAGUACCUCUACCCCGACUUGCUUGAGUUCUUGGGACGGUACAGGUCAUCCUGAUAUG